Liolophura sinensis is the source of this 3739-nucleotide messenger RNA. Its product is annotated as flotillin-1-like. NCBI's taxonomy places the organism in Eukaryota, Metazoa, Mollusca, Polyplacophora, Chitonida, Chitonidae. Gene Ontology annotation, molecular function: protease binding. Bases 1972 to 3054 code for a protein of 360 amino acids. Gene Ontology annotation, cellular component: flotillin complex; cytoplasmic vesicle; plasma membrane. Gene Ontology annotation, biological process: positive regulation of endocytosis; positive regulation of cell junction assembly; protein localization to plasma membrane. The record is from RefSeq and is a predicted model, not a curated record. The transcript has 10 exons.
GUUGUUUAGCAUUGAUUGUUCCACCCACUUUCCCCCCACUCCUUCGAUGUAUAGUUGUGUUUAUAUGGUUCAUGGUAGUUGGCUUAUUACCUGAGUGUAUUUGGAUCCCGGUGUUUACAUUGGUUGAAAUAGCAGUGUUUCUUGUUUGUUUAUAUUUUUCUGUUUUCACUAAAUGGCUGUUGUUUUAAGUUUUUGUGUGUCCUGUGUUAUUGGUAACUGUUUGUUGGUGUGGAGAGUUAAUAACAGAUUCCCCAUUGUUUUGUCACUUAUGUGAAUAUAGGUGACAUGGGUACAGGGAAGAAUUUAGCUUAGGCACUCCUGGCAUUAAAUGCUAGAGCUAAAAAAUGUUCACCCAUUUCUUGUGAUAGGAAGCUGAAUUGUUUUCAUCUUGACUUUAUAAUAAAUACAUCUCCUUUCAAUAUUAAAAAGCACAAACAUUUUCAGCAAAGUCCAUGUUUUCAACACAAGACUCUUUAGUUAAUUCUGUAUACAGCUGACAUGUCUAAUAUAUCUGAACAUGUUUGCUGCAGAUAUUAAAAUGUACAUGUCAACGUCAGUCAUGCCAGUCCUUUGAUUUUCAGCAUCAUGCGCACCUGCACAAGGUAUAGUGAUAUCAUCAUCUAAUAAGUCUGGCGAACUUAGAACCGAUGGUUUUAUGUAAUAAGUCAGGAACUGUAACAAUGCAAAACAGUACUCCUAUGUGACUAUAAUAGUUUUUACACUUUGUUGUCGGACCAAUCAGCUCUUGCCAGACUUUACCAACAGAGACUGCCCCACAUUCUUUGGUGGUGGUGUUUACUUCCGAUUGGUGGUCGACAAAGUCUGGCAAAAGCCGAGUGUUCGACAAGCUGGCCAACAAAAAGGCGAUGUGUCAACAUGACCGUCCAGUGCGAAAGACUUAUAAAAUGGAUCCACCUUUGAGGAGUUUUGUACUUGUGCACAUGAAUCAAACUGAGGGGGACAGAAUGGUACGUUGGUAAAAUACGGCUUCAGGGAGUAGGGAGAGGCUUGGGCUUAUCCUCUAUAGAGAAUAAUCUAUGAGUAAGCCCAUUAGAGCUAGCGGGGCACAAGCUUUUAAUACACAGACAGAGGUUUCACUGUUGUGGUGAUGUUUUCUCUUUCAGAAUAAACCUGAACGUUAUGAACUUGUUUAUUGAGAGUACUUUAGUUUACACCUCUCUGGGUGUUCCCAUCUCAGUCAAUGGCAUUGCUCAGGUGAGGCUUCACAGGGGAUGAGGUGCUAUAGUUGGUUCUGCUUCCCUGACAUGGGACUCAUUUAUAAUAAAGGGUGAAUAUACCUGGGAAAAUGGUACGCUUCUGUUCAUUUCUAACGAAGGGUGUUUGUACCUGGCUGUGAAAAUUACCGAUGUACACAAGUUUCUAAUUUGGUGACUCUUUGCAGCAAUUCUGAAUAUUUACAAAUAAUAAUGAUAAAAUUAUAAAAGUAUUGAUAAAAUAGUAAGUAAUAAAAUGCCUAAGCUCUACACUCAGUUUGUUCAUGAAAUUAGACCCUGUGGCUUGACUGUACUUUACCACAGAGGCACUGCUUGCUUAACUCAGAUCAAGCAUACCUUUACUCUUGAAGUCCAGUAUGUCCAGAGCAUUUCCUCUCAACUCUAAUCAUGACAAAUUCUACACACAAGUCUUGAUGCAUAUCCCAUCUAGAUUCAGCUGGAAGCAUGUGGUCAUGACUGCCCUCGAUAGGGAGAAGCGAACCUAAACCUUAACUGGAGAAGUACAUUUUUAUCCUCCGUCCUCCAUCAUUAGAAAUUUACAAUCCCAGAAUGCACCUUAGGGUACAUGGGAAUUCAAGGCCCGUGUAUAAUGACAGGAUGUCAUACUUUCAGAAGUCCUGUUUCGAUAAUGCCCUGUACUGGAAGGUUUUUUAUACAAGUUUUGGUGGAAGGACUCAGAUAUUGCUUGCUCUAAAGGGAGAUAAUUCUGAACAGCAGCACCAUCCACUUCUUCAGCAUGUUGAAGGUAAAAAUUCAAGGACAGAGCAAUGACAUGCUGGCAGCUGCUUGUCAGCAAUUUCUGGGGAAAUCUGAGAAUGAAAUCCGUAAGAUUGCUCAGGAGACACUGGAAGGCCAUCAGAGAGCAAUUAUGGGAAACAUGACGGUCGAGGAGAUCUACAAGGACAGGAAGAAGUUUUCCAAGGCCGUGUUUGAAGUGGCUUCCUCAGAUCUGGUUAACAUGGGCAUCUGUGUGGUGAGCUACACACUGAAAGACAUCCGCGAUGAAGAGGGCUACCUGAGAGCCCUGGGUAUGGCCCGUACUGCCCAGGUAAAGAGAGAUGCUCGCAUUGGCGAAGCUGAGGCCAGAAGAGACGCUGGCAUCAAGGAAGCCCAGGCUGAGGAACAGAGAAUGGCUGCUCGAUACGCCAACGACAUUGAAAUUGCCAAGGCCCAGAGAGAUUUCGAACUGAAGAAGGCUGUCUAUGAUAUGGAGGUGCAGACAAAGAAAGCCAUGUCAGACCUGGCAUAUGAGCUUCAGGCGGCCAAGACGAAACAGCGCAUCAAAGAGGAAGAGAUGCAGAUCAAAGUAGUGGAGAGAACUCAACAGAUACAGGUGCAGGAACAAGAAAUCGUGCGACGUGAGCGCGAACUCGACUCCAACAUCCGCAAACCCGCCGAGGCAGAAAAGUUCCGUCUGGAGAAACUUGCAGAGGCUAACAGAACCCGAAUUAUUUUGGAAGCUGAAGCCUCAGCUGAAUCUAUCAAGGUGAAGGGUGACGCUGAAGCAUAUGCCGUAGAAGCCAAGGCCAAAGCUGAGGCAGAACAGAUGGCCAAGAAAGCUGAUGCCUGGAAGGAUUACCAAGAUGCUGCUAUGGUGGACAUGGUCCUCGAAUCUCUGCCCAAGAUUGCGGCUGAGAUUUCUGCACCACUGUCCAGUUGUAAGAAGGUGACGAUGGUGUCCAGCGGCAAGGGUGAUGUGGGUGCCCUCAAACUGACUGGUGAGGUAAUGGCCAUCAUGGAGAAGCUCCCCAAAGUGGUGGAAGGUCUGACCGGCGUGGACAUUCACAGGGCCUUGAAGGUGGGGCCUAAGGUGAAGUAACUGACCAGUAUUCACCCAUACACAUCCAGAGAGUGGAACAGAUAGUGGCAGCAUUUGUGUAACCGAUGAUGAUAUGACGAACAUUUCUAACUAAGCCUUUCUCUGACGUAUUCAAGCGUUAACCAUGUAACGUUUAAAGCCUCCUUCAACUAAGUUAUCGCUAUGUUGGUGAAGCUGGGAACUUGUUGAAAAACUCAGAAUUGUCAGGUACAUUACACUGUCUUAUAUAAAAGGACUUGUGUAAAAUGUUCCUUUAGUCAAAAACAUCUUGCAUUGAUCUAAAACUGAAGUGUAUAUACAUGUACCAUUAUGAAGGUGUUUGUAGCCACUGGUUAAGUCAUAGUAAACUGAGCUCGUCAUAAUCAAAAGUCCAACCAUACAGUUGGUUAUUGAUGGUAAGCCAGAAACCCGGAUUCUGUUCUUUAACAAGGGUGAAGAGGAGUGUCGUAUUUUGGUAAAGUUAAACCAGGUAGCAGACAUUUGUCUGCCUCCUGGAUGGGAAGGUGUGAUGAGUAAGAAAAAGGAAAACCAUGAUUACGUUUGUUUUGUCUUUAUAAAUACUACAGCCAUAGGUUGUCAGAACUUAAGUCGUAAUUCCAAUCAUUGUGAUCUGGUUUGAUUUUUAUUCCGAGAUCUGGGUGAACUUGUGUCUGCGUGAAUAUUGCAGAGUUCUUCACAAAUCUGA